Messenger RNA from Protopterus annectens (West African lungfish), 1047 nucleotides. Its product is annotated as trace amine-associated receptor 13c-like. Bases 1 to 1047 code for a protein of 348 amino acids. Gene Ontology annotation, molecular function: trace-amine receptor activity. The record is from RefSeq and is a predicted model, not a curated record. Gene Ontology annotation, biological process: G protein-coupled receptor signaling pathway. NCBI's taxonomy places the organism in Eukaryota, Metazoa, Chordata, Ceratodontiformes, Protopteridae. Gene Ontology annotation, cellular component: membrane. The transcript has a single exon.
AUGGUAUUUACUGAAAUUAAAGCUGAAAUUAAAGAUUCAGAAGACAUUCAGUACUGUUUUAGUUCAUUAAAUGGUUCUUGUAGUAAGGAGCCUCGACCCAUGACCACAAGGACACUUCUUUACAUCUUAUUUUCAGUUGGAAUAAUGACAACAAUCUGUGGAAACCUGAUGGUGAUUAUUUCAAUCUCACACUUUAAGCAGCUUCACUCACCAACCAACUUUCUGAUCCUCUCACUGGCUGUAGCUGAUCUUCUUGUAGGACUAACUGUUAUGCCUUUUAGCAUGAUCAGGACAGUAGAAAACUGUUGGUACUUUGGAGAUAUAAUAUGUGUUCUACAUAACAGCUUUGAUGUCUCCCUUACUUCAGCUUCAAUCAUUCACCUGAUAUUUAUUGCUAUUGAUCGUUACUAUGCUAUUUGUGAUCCAUUACAUUAUACAAAUAAAAUAAACAAUAAUGUGGUAGGAAUAUACGUGACAGUUAGUUGGAUUUUUCCUGUCAUAUAUACAUGCAUUUCACUAUUUUCCAGAGCAAUAAUAGAUGAAAGUAGUUAUAUCACAACAAAUAUCUGUCUAGGUAGUUGUCAUAUUAUUUUUAAUGAAACACUUAGUAUUGUAGAUUCCCUUAUAUCUUUUUUUAUACCUUGCUCAUUAAUGUUGUGCAUGUAUGUCAAAGUUUUCUUUGUUGCCCAACGGCAUUUAAAAGCAGUAAACUCUGUUGAAGCAAGUUUUAGGGUACGGCUAGGAAGAAAAAUGGCACAAAGUAGUGACCACAAAGCUGCAAAAAUAUUAACAGCAGUUAUGAGUGUGUUUAUUCUGUCAUACCUUCCAAUAUUUAUUGACUCAUCUAUUGAUCCAUACAUUAAUUAUUCUACCCCUACGAUUGUUUCUGAUGCAUUAUUAUGGCUGGGAUAUUUUAACUCUGCAUGCAAUCCUAUUGUGUACGCAUUCUUUUAUCCUUGGUUUCAGAAAGCACUGAAGCUGAUAGUGUCAUUCAAGAUAUUUAAAGCUGGUUCAUCGUCUUUAAAAUUAUUUUCAAAUAACUCCUAA